Meloidogyne enterolobii is the source of this 933-nucleotide messenger RNA. The record is from the annotation of a GenBank genome assembly. Lineage: Eukaryota; Metazoa; Nematoda; Chromadorea; Rhabditida; Meloidogynidae.
AUGUCAAAAAAUACCGGAAACUUUUUGACAUUAUAUGAAGCGAUAGAAAAAUUCUCUGCUGAUGGAAUGAGAAUGGCGUUGGCAGAUGCAGGAGAUGGAAUAGAGGAUGCUAAUUUUAUGUGUGACAUGGCCGAUGCUGGUUUUCUCCGUCUUUAUCAAUUUUUAGAUUGGACUAAAAUUUUAUUGGGUAAAAAGGCCACUGUUCCAAAGCCUUUAUUACGUUCUGGUGAAAUUGAGACAUUUGCAGAUCGUGUAUUUGACAACGAAAUGAAUCGAUUAAUUGAACUUACUGAGGAACAUUAUGAGAAGACAUUUUAUAAGGAAGCCCUUAAAACUGGUUUCUUUGAAUUUCAGAAUGAUUUAAUUGUAAAUUCAAAAUGGCCAACAAUUUCGACAGUUGAUAAAUUAUUACUUCAACAAAGCAGUUUUGUUAAUAAUGCCAUUAAAGAAUUUCGUCAACGUAGAGAUGCAAAACUUAAUCCGAAAAAGAAAGACCCAAAGAAAGCAUUACUUCCGCCCAAAGCUGCAACUAUAUAUUUUACAAAGAAAUAUCCAGAAUGGAAGGAGAAGGCAAUUAAUUUAAUGAGAAAACUUUAUGAGUCAAAUAACUCAACAUUGCCAGACAAUCGUGAAAUUAUGGAGCUUUUAAAUACAACACAAUUACCUGAAAAGAAAGAAGUAAUGCCUUUUGUUCAAUUUGUUCGUGAACGUGUUGCCCAAAAUGGAAGCGCUGCUUUAAGUGUAGAUGAAGAUUUUGAUCAAAAAGAUGUUUUAGAACAAAUUAGAGACUAUUUAUUGUGUACACUACAAUUGGAAAAACUUGAUAUUGUUGAUAUUGCUAAUGCAACAGAUAAUGCUAAAGAAGUUGUUGAAGUUAUUAAAUCAUGCUCGCCUGGUUCUCCUUUAAUUAUCUACAAUUUUGAAAUGAAGUAA